This is a messenger RNA of Dreissena polymorpha, 1685 nucleotides long. Its product is annotated as glycerol 3-phosphate dehydrogenase-like. Gene Ontology annotation, molecular function: oxidoreductase activity. The record is from RefSeq and is a predicted model, not a curated record. The coding region runs from base 542 to 1381 and encodes 279 amino acids. NCBI's taxonomy places the organism in Eukaryota, Metazoa, Mollusca, Bivalvia, Myida, Dreissenidae. The transcript is spliced from 7 exons.
GCAAUUUUAGUCGUCUUGUAUUAAAUUAUAUUUUAACUUUUACACGAAAAUAUCGUGUUUAAGCACCAAUGUAUGCACAUUUAACAAAUCAAAGAUCGGACGGGUUUAGAGUUCCACCAUAUCUUUAAUUCUGUUUUACUUGAAAUUCAACUCGAUAUCAUGAUAAAAUGACAUUAUACAUUCCAUUUAAACAUUGCGCAUAGUAUCACUGUACAGCACUCAGGUUCGAGUUCAACUACUAUCACCGAACGCGUGGUGUGUCAUUCAAGCGGAACAUUAAGGGAGAUAAGCGAUAUGAGAAGAUAGCGAUGUAAACGUGUUAUUGUGCACAUGGUUUAUCCGUACAGAUAACAGCGAUAGUAUUUCAUCGAGAGGUAAGUGUCUUUACCCAUUGUUAGCAUACCUUUCGCUUUUAAUAUGAGGCAGUUGGAACACAAUUAUUCUGCAUCAAUAUGCAGUGAAAUAACUGGCUUCAUUCGAACAAUCAACUCUCGAUCAAUACUGUGUUGCAUCAGGGUUCAGUACACUACGACGGAUAAGAAUGGAAGAAACAUUUGAUGUCAUCAUCAUAGGGGGGCGGAGUCGUUGGAUGCGCAUGCGUAUUCGAGUUAACGUCACGUGGCUAUUUAUGUCUACUGUUGGAAAAGAACGAGCACCUUGCUGCAGAAGCAAGCUCGGGAAACAGCUUGAAAGGUUUCCACAAAUAGUUGCCAACUCAAACGCCGCCAAAUGCACGACCAUACGGGAACUUAGCUGCUCAGAACUGUACAGAAGGGAACCAAACAUCACUUCCGGGGCGCUAGGCGGUCUCUGGAUUCCGGGCAAAGCAGUCACCGACCCGUGGCUGUUUCCGGUCCUGCUCGCUAACGAUGCGCGUAAGAAAGGCGCACGCAUUUUACUUCGAUCACGUGUUUCCAGCGUAGUCAGGAACACCGAGAAGUGGAUCGUGGAAACCACACGUGGAACAUUCUAUUCAAAAUGCGUUGUGAACUGCGCCGGUCUCUAUGGCGACAUAGUUAACAUUUUGGCUGGAAAAUCGGAAUUUAGGAUCUUGCCACGAAAAGGUCAGUACACAGUGUACUCAAAAUCAGCGAUGAACCUGCUAAACUCCAGCAUACUUCCGGUACCGAGUGACGUCACGAAAGGCGUCAUAGUUUUCCGUUCAGUCUAUGACAACGUAAUCAUCGGGCCGACAGCAGAGAAUGUUGACAUCAGACAACAAGCACCCGUGGAUGAAUCCAUUCGUCUGCGUCUCACAGAGAUUGCCGCCAAAGUGGUGCGAGAACUGCCCUCACAUCCGGUGGUCUCUCUGUACACAGGAGUCAGACCCGCCACUGAUGUCAAGGAUUACAUCAUAUCCGCCGAGACAGACAGAAACUAGAUAACAGUCGGUGGCAUUCGCUGUACCGGUCUAUCGGGCUCACUCGGUAUCGCAGAAAAGGUACACAGUCUGGUGAAAACGAGUCUGAACAUCGAACCAGACAGAGGUCAAAGUUUAUUUAUUUCUAAACCGGAUGUGUCGUUUACCAGACAUGGCUCAGCCAUUGUUGAUGGUGUUGAACAUUUUAUUACUCAUCCUUUGACUUUCGCUGGAAGAACGGAGUAUGCCGCAAAUUCCAGAAUGUAAAUGACCACUAUAUUACUAUUGUUUUGGUAAUAUCAUUUUAAAUAAAUCGUCAACAGUG